GUGAACGAAAAAAGGAAACACAAAGGAACUGAAACGGAACUCACGCUUGCCCGGGACGCCGGACGGCAAUAAAUGUUGUUCCCAGCCGCAUUCAAGUCACAAACCCCCACCCAUCUCGCCAUUUAUCUUCCCUCUCUAUCGCGUCUCUGAGAUCCUCUGAGGUGUGGUCUGAUUUCAGGGGUUUCGAGGAAGAUGGGAGGGUGUUGUAGCAAAGAGGAGGUGAGGCCGGGAGGACUUCAAUGCAAAGCAGAGGAAGAAAUUUUUGAUGGGAAGGAGGAGGAUGGAGGAUGUGUGAGGUUGAAAGGGUGGUGCACCUUUGCAUCCAUGUACACGCAACAAGGAUGGAAGGGUGUCAACCAAGAUGCAAUGACCAUCUGGGAGGAUUUUGCUGGUGAGAAGGAUACAAUCUUUUGUGGUGUCUUUGAUGGACAUGGCCCCUUUGGUCACAAGAUUGCCGGCUGUGUUCGGGAUGCCCUGCCAACAAAACUCUCUUCAGAUUUUAUGUCAUCACAAUUCUUUGAUCAUGGCAACAAUGAUGGCAAUCUCAAUAAAAACAAUGUCCAUGGAGAUGACAGCGAUGACUCAGACCGCUUCCAUAAUGUUAGUGAUGAUUCCCAACAAUGUUUGUCCUCAUGGAAGACCAUCUUUGUUAAGGCCUUCGAGGAAAUGGAUAGAGAGCUCAGCCAACAAGCUAGCAUCGAUUGCAUUUGUAGUGGAACCACGGCAGUAUCCAUAGUUAAACAGAGGGAACACUUGAUAAUUGCCAAUUUAGGAGAUUCUCGUGCUGUUCUUUGUACCCGAGAUGAUGGAAACCGACCUGUUGCUGUUCAACUGACGGUUGAUCUAAAACCCAAUGUUCCAAGUGAGGCCGAAAGGAUCAAGAAUUGCAAGGGAAGAGUUUUCGCUCUUGAAGAAGAACCAGAUGUGCAUAGGUUAUGGCUGCCCAAUGAGGAUACUCCGGGCCUUGCCAUGGCAAGAGCUUUUGGAGAUUUUUGCCUGAAGGAUUACGGGCUUAUAUCCACACCCCAGGUUUCUUAUCGGAAGCUUUCAGAGAAGGACGAGUUUGUGGUCCUUGCAACUGAUGGGGUAUGGGAUGUCCUAUCAAAUGAGGAAGUUGUAAAGAUAGUGUCAUCAGCCAGUAAACGACAUGCUGCUGCUAAGCAAUUAGUAGACCGAGCAGUCCGAGCCUGGAGACGCAAACACCCGACCUCUAAGGUCGACGACUGCGCCGUUAUAUGCCUCUUCUUGAAUCUCCUUCCCACAUCAACCAUGCCAACCAUCGAUGCUCACAGAAGCAGCAGAAAAUCUCGUGAAUUAUCAUUCUCUGAAAGCUUCAAAACAGCAAGAAGUGGGGAAGUCUCCGGCUUGGAUGAUGAGAGCACUGCAGGUUCGAAAGAAGAGUGGACUGCUCUCGAGGGUGUCAGCAGAGUGAACUCAUUGUUGAAGCUUCCCCGGUUUGCCAGCGUAUUGAGCUGGCGUAAGAGAUCGGUGAAACUAGAAGAGCAGGACAUGCCACCUUCACCAAAGAUCUAGUUUUUAUCCUUCAUUUGAUUAUAUACUCGAAGAUGAAUUCAAUCCACUGCGCAAGCAAGCGCAAUCACGAGACAGGCAUGGCCCUCCUGUGCUCGGCCAACUUAUGCUCAAUAGGGCCAGAUCUUUACACCAUCUGCUCUACCAAAUUUGAGGAACAACGAAAGAAAAACACCUUAUCAGCAUUAGCAUCUUCCAUCCCAAUGUCAUUCCCCAUUCUUUCACAGCAUGCUCUGCUUUGUAUCAGCAAUGGGCUUAGGAAGACAACGGCAAUGUAGCUGGGAUUCUUAUGAUCCUUUGAAAGUAAAUGAAUAUACCCAGCCUUCUAUUGGAAUCUCUUGGGAGGCAAAGGACUUGGAUGUUUUAUCA
Elaeis guineensis (African oil palm) is the source of this 1899-nucleotide messenger RNA. Its product is annotated as probable protein phosphatase 2C 73. The record is from RefSeq and is a predicted model, not a curated record. Gene Ontology annotation, biological process: protein dephosphorylation. NCBI's taxonomy places the organism in Eukaryota, Viridiplantae, Streptophyta, Magnoliopsida, Arecales, Arecaceae. Gene Ontology annotation, molecular function: protein serine/threonine phosphatase activity.